AUGGAUGCUAAAGAACUAGAAACCUAUGAAUACCAACUCAGCCAGGUCAACCUCGUCCUGGAAAAAGACCCAACGAAUGCCGAAUGUUUAAGUCUGAAGGGAGAACUUGUUAAUCUCAUUACUCUUACCAAAGAUUUCUUAGCUCAGACUGGUAGUAGCAAACAAACUAACUCGUCCGGUGAUCACAAAGAAUCGUCACUAGAUCCUUCCACCAAUAACACCAACAAAAACUCUCGCAAUGGAUCGAAAACUCCAAACGAACAAGACAGAUCUACCAAAUCUCAAGUAUCUUCAAACCACGCCGAAAAUCUCAAGUCGCUGAAUGCCGGCGAUCUAUGCAUGGCCAAAUACGCUGGAGAUGGUAAGUACUAUCCAGCAAAAAUCACAACGAUUGGUGGGUCGUCAGAAACAAGGAUUUACACGGUGGUUUUCAAGGGAUACGAUACUACUGAGCUAGUCUCGGCAUCCGAGAUCAGACCGUUAGCCGACCAGAAGAAACGAACGUUGGACGCCACCGAACAAGAAUCCGACAAGGAUCGCAAACGAAAGAAAAACGAAAAGAAGACCGAGAAUAAGGCUGCCAAGGCGGCCGAGCAACUCGAGAAACAAAAAUCAUGGCAGUCGUUCGCCAAGAAAAGUGUCAAGAAGGGCGUCCAUAUCCCCGGCAUUGUUGGCGACUCUAUGUUUGCAUCGCCGGAUAAUCCUUUUGGAAAAGUUGGCGUGGUCGGAUCUGGUAAAGGCAUGACACAGUACGGAAGUAAACAGCGUCAUAAAUUCAACGGUAACGGUCUCGAAUGA
This is a messenger RNA of Puccinia triticina, 798 nucleotides long. RefSeq lists its product as uncharacterized. NCBI's taxonomy places the organism in Eukaryota, Fungi, Basidiomycota, Pucciniomycetes, Pucciniales, Pucciniaceae. Gene Ontology annotation, molecular function: DNA-binding transcription factor activity. The record is from RefSeq and is a predicted model, not a curated record. The transcript has 5 exons. Gene Ontology annotation, biological process: negative regulation of DNA-templated transcription. The coding region runs from base 1 to 798 and encodes 265 amino acids.